GGGCGGCCGUUGGGGAGGGGAAGGGGGGGGCGAGGCGGUCUCGGCCUUCCCCGCCGGCAGCCGUUAACGGGCGCAGUGCUCCCGCCCGCAGGCACCAUGGUGAAGGAGACGGAGUACUACGACAUCCUGCAGGUGAAGCCCAAUGCCUCCUCGGAGGAGAUCAAGCGCGCCUACCGCAAGCUGGCGCUCAAGUACCACCCCGACAAGAACCCCAGCGAGGGCGAGCGGUUUAAACUCAUAUCCCAGGCAUAUGAAGUUCUGUCGGACCCAAAGAAAAGGGACCUCUAUGACCAGGGUGGGGAGCAGGCUAUUAAAGAAGGAGGCCUGAGUGGCGGCAGCUUCUCUUCACCCAUGGACAUCUUUGACAUGUUCUUUGGUGGUGGAGGCCGAAUGAAUAGAGAGAGAAGAGGCAAGAAUGUUGUGCACCAGUUAGGUGUAUCUCUGGAAGAUUUAUAUAAUGGUAUUACAAGGAAACUGGCACUGCAAAAGAACGUAAUUUGUUCCAAAUGUGAAGGUUAUGGUGGAAAGAAAGGAUCUGUAGAAAAGUGUCCUGUGUGUAAAGGAAGAGGAAUGCAAGUUAUAGUUCAGCAGAUUGGACCUGGUAUGGUACAACAAAUCCAAACUGUGUGUCCAGAAUGCAAAGGCCAAGGUGAAAGAAUAAAUCCAAAGGACAGGUGUGACACCUGCAAUGGCUGUAAGGUUGUAAGAGAGAAAAAGAUAAUAGAAGUUCAUGUUGAUAAAGGUAUGAAAGAUGGUCAGAAGAUAGUAUUUCAUGGAGAAGGCGAUCAGGAGCCCGAUCUGGAGCCUGGUGAUGUUAUAAUUGUGCUUGAUCAGAAGGAUCAUAGUGUCUUUCAGAGGCGAGGGCAUGACUUAAUUACAAAAAUGAGAAUUCAACUCUCAGAGGCUUUAUGCGGCUUCAAAAAGACCAUUGAAACUCUUGAUAACAGAGUCCUUGUAAUAACAUCUAGACCAGGUGAAGUGAUAAAACAUGGUGACUUGAAGUGCAUCCAGAAUGAAGGGAUGCCUAUCUAUAAAUCUCCACUGGACAAAGGCAGCUUAAUUAUACAGUUCUUGGUCCAGUUCCCAGAGCACUACUGGCUUCCAAGGGAGAAACUAUCUCUGCUGGAGGCUCUGCUUCCUCCCCGAGAAGAUGUAAUGAUCACAGAUGACAUGGACCAAGUUGACCUAGAAGACUUCGAUCCAAGUGAGCAAACCUACCGUAACAGUGGGGGAGAAGCAUAUGAAGAAGAUGAGGAGGGCCCAAGAACAGGAGUACAGUGUCAAACAUCUUAAAGCAAGGUGGAAUGUGUGUCAUCUAAAAUGUAAAUUUUCACAAUGAAAACUGCAUGGCUGUAAUAGCCACUGCUUGUGGGUUUUGUGUUCAGCAAAUUGAGUUGCUGCGCUGUCACUAUCACUUUUUUUGUAACUAAUUUAUAUUGUGUUCUUGUAGUCUUUAUAUAUAAGGCCAAUGUUACACAGCUGAGAACCAACUGAGUUGGUAUACAUCUUCCUUUGCUGUAAAGGUUCUCAAUUUAUUUCACCUAUGCUAUUUAUAUAAGACUUGCAAUAUUCAUAAGAGCUAAGUGGAGUGUCUUAUGUAAAUAUUUUCAUACUGGAAAAUUAAUUUCAUAGAAUAAAAGAUAGCAUAAAUGACUUCUAAUAAACUGCAUUCUUCACAUUUAUCAUAUUCUUACCCACUAUAGAAUCMUAUUUAGGCCCCUUUUAAGGUUAGACUUUACCUGUGUCAUCCCCUGUCACUGUUAAAUUGCUUUCYGUGCUUUCUUCAAAGAAGGAAACUUGUGCUCUUCCCUUCUUGACUUAACUGUACUCUUCUUUCCUUGCAGUAGACUUGAUCAGGGAAGGCUACUUCUUUAACAGUUCUGUUCCUUACAAGUAUAAUUUACACAUGUAGUGCACCAUUUCAUUAUUCUUAAAUCACUUCCAUCUUAAUAUUAAGUAAGCUUGACCUUUCUGAAUCUCAGUCUAUUUAUUCUUGUGGCAGAGACUAUUUUGUUCCUGUUGAAGGUGGGAGAGUCAGAUCUUAACUGUCAUAAAAUAUCUCCGGCCUCCCCACUUCCUCAUUGUACUCUAGUAAAAUAAUUA
Molecule: messenger RNA, 2103 nt
Organism: Nothoprocta perdicaria
Lineage: Eukaryota; Metazoa; Chordata; Aves; Tinamiformes; Tinamidae
Gene: DNAJA4
Product: DnaJ heat shock protein family (Hsp40) member A4
Exons: 7
Coding region: 97-1293 (398 amino acids)
Biological process (GO): response to heat; protein refolding
Cellular component (GO): cytosol; cytoplasm
Molecular function (GO): Hsp70 protein binding; ATP binding
Source: RefSeq, a predicted model, not a curated record